Pseudopipra pipra is the source of this 1638-nucleotide messenger RNA. Its product is annotated as gastrula zinc finger protein XlCGF26.1-like. NCBI's taxonomy places the organism in Eukaryota, Metazoa, Chordata, Aves, Passeriformes, Pipridae. The record is from RefSeq and is a predicted model, not a curated record.
AUGUCCUUGGGCUUCCCUGUGGGCCGGAGGCAAAUCCCCAGCGUGUCCUUGUUGCUUCCUGCCCCAGGCCCCGAGGUGAGGCCGGAGAGCGCGGAGGACAAAUCCCGGCGGCAGAGCCUGGUGGGAGAGGCCGUUUUGAAGGGCUCCCCGGCGCAGGAAGGCAGCGGGGAGGAAAAGGGCCGGAGAUGGCCCCGCAGGAGGGGCUCCAAAGCCAGCCCAGGGGGCUGUGAGGAGGAAAGAGCCAGCGUGUGCCGGGAAGGCGGCCGGAGCUUGAGGCGGAGCUGCGAGCUGGUGGUCCCUGAGCAGCCUCCCAGCAGGGAAAAGCCCUUCAGGUGUUUGGAUUGUGGGAAGAGCUUCAGCAAGAGAACCAACCUCCAGAGGCACCAGCACAUCCACAGUGGGGAACGGCCCUACAUGUGUGGGGAGUGUGGGAAGAGCUUCAGGCAGAGUUCCACCCUCCACAACCACCGUCGCAUCCACACUGGGGAACAGCCCUACACAUGUGGGGAGUGUGGGAAGAGCUUCAGGCAGAGCUCCAACCUGCUCCGACACCAGAUGAUCCACAGUGGGGAAAGGCCCUACACGUGUGCGGAGUGUGGGAAGAGUUUCACUCAGAUCCACCACCUGCUCCGACACCAGAUGAUCCACAGUGGGGAAAGACCCUACAUGUGUGAGGAAUGUGGGAAGAACUUCAAUCAGAUCUCCGACCUGCUCCGACACCAGAUGAUCCACACUGGGGAAAGGCCCUACUUGUGUGAGGAAUGUGGGAAGAGCUUCAAUCAGAGCUCCAACCUGCUCCGACACCAGAUGAUCCACAGUGAAAGGCCCUACACGUGUGCGGAGUGUGGGAAGAGCUUCAGGGACAGCUCCAGCCUUUGCAAACACCGUUGCAUCCACACCAGGGAAUGGCCCUACAGGUGCUUGGAAUGUGGGAAGAGCUUCAGCACAAGCACCAAGCUGCUCAGCCACCAGCACAUCCACACUGGGGAACAGCCCUACACGUGUUUGGAAUGUGGGAAGAGCUUCAGCAAGAGAACCAACCUCCAGAGGCACCAGCACAUCCACACUGGGGAACGGCCCUACACGUGUGGGCAGUGUGGGAAGAGCUUCAGUGACAACUCCAACCUCCGCAAGCACUGUCGCAUCCACAGUGGGGAAAGGCCCUACACAUGUGGGGAGUGUGGGAAGAGCUUCAAACGGACCUCCGACCUCCGCAACCACCAGAUGAUCCACAGUGGGGAAAGGCCCUACAUGUGUGAGGAAUGUGGGAAGAACUUCAAUCGGAUCUCCACCCUGCUCCGACACCAGAUGAUCCACAGUGGGGAAAGGCCCUACAUGUGUGGGGAGUGUGGGAAGAGCUUCACUCAGAGCUCCAACCUGCUCCGACACCAGAUGAUCCACAGUGGGAAAGGCCCUACACGUGUGCAGAGUGAGCCCAGCUCCAAAAUUCUGCCCCUGGGUUCGGCCCUGCUGAGGCCACCCCUCGAGUGCUCUGCCCAGUUCUGGGCCCCUCACUUUGGGGAAGAUGUUGAGGUGCUGGAGCGUGUCUGGAGAAGGGCACCGGGGCUGCUGAAGGCUCUGGAGCACAAGUGCUGUGAGGAGCAGCUGAGGGAGCAGCUCAGCAGCUGGGCUUGCUGA